Messenger RNA from Phlebotomus papatasi, 2132 nucleotides. It is a transcript of the gene Cyp4aa1, whose product is annotated as probable cytochrome P450 4aa1. The coding region runs from base 203 to 1693 and encodes 496 amino acids. The record is from RefSeq and is a predicted model, not a curated record. NCBI's taxonomy places the organism in Eukaryota, Metazoa, Arthropoda, Insecta, Diptera, Psychodidae. Gene Ontology annotation, molecular function: heme binding; iron ion binding; monooxygenase activity. The transcript has 5 exons.
GUUUCCAUUUGCUCAUUAACUGAACCACCAAAGAGAAACGUCGAUGGAAAAGUGUUAAAAAAUUGCAGUGAUUUUUCCAAUUGAAUUUUUGAAUGGUGUUUUUAGUAAUUGUGGCUCUGCCUGAACCAAGGAAGAAAGGGAUUAAGGAUUUUCCCUGAGUGCAAAAGCUUUCUUUAAGAGGAAUAUUCAAAAAAUAAUCACAAUGGUGGUUCAUAAAACGUUAGAUCGUGCCUACAAUCUGGAGUUACUCAGCUACUUGUCCCUCAUCGUUGCCGGCAGCCUCAUCUAUGCUCUGUCUGGCUACCUGAAGCUUUUGCUUGUUGCCCUAAAGCUCCCUGGACCCCCGGCGGUACCCUUUAUCGGCAACAUCUUGAUGGUCGGCGACAAGAAUGUUAUGGUCAAUGAUGCAGCUAAGGCAUUCUCCCUAUAUGGCACACUUAUCCGUCUUUGGGGGUGCAUAUUUCCAGCUUUCGUAGUACUGGAUCCGCACGAUUUGCAAAUAAUUCUUUCCUCUCGGAAACAUACUGACAAAGGUUUUUUCUACAAGCUCAUGCAUAACUUCCUCGGGAAUGGUCUGAUUACGAGUAGCGGAGAUAAAUGGAGUGUCCACAGAAAGCUCAUUCAGCCCAGCUUUCAUCUCAACAUCCUCGAGAAAUUCAUUGGAACCUUCAACGAUAGCUCCCAGUGUUUACUGGAUAAAUUUAAAGCUGCCGAGGGUGAGAUAAACAUUACAGAUUUUGUGAACAACUGCGUUCUGGAUAUUCUCAACGAGGCGGUACUUGGUGUUCCAGUGUUCCGAGAAGACAAAGAGAUGGAAAAAUCCCCUUUUAGACAAGGAAAAGUCGUGAUGCCAUACCGCGUGAUCCGUCCAUGGCUUCUGCUCAAUUGGGUGUACAAAAUGACAGAUACGGCAGCAUCCGAACUGAACCAGAAGAAACAAUUGGAUAACUUCACACGCAAAAUGAUCCAGAUCCGAAGGGAAGCUAAGCGAACUGGCAAUCUUGGUGAAAGGAAGUGCUUGCUGGACUACCUUAUCGAUAUAUCCGACCAAGUACCAGAAUUCACGGAAGAAGACAUCAUCAAUGAGGCUUGUACAUUCAUGUUGGCUGGUCAGGAUUCAGUUGGAGCUGCUGUCGCUUUCACUUUCUUCAUGCUGGCUCAGAAUCCUGAAUGCCAGAAGAAAUGCAUUGAGGAGAUUGAUACCAUCUUCGAUGGGGAUACUCGUGCUCCAACCAUGAAAGAUUUGAGGGAGAUGCGGUAUCUUGAGCAGUGUAUCAAAGAGACUCUUAGGUUAUAUCCCAGUGUACCGCUUCUGGCCAGGAGACUUGGUGAGGACGUACGCGUUGGAGAGCACAAUCUCAUUGCUGGAAGUCACAUCUUCAUUGUUCCCUAUGCCAUUCAUCGGCUUCCCUACAUCUAUCCGGAUCCCGAGAAAUUCGAUCCAGAUCGAUUCCUGCCUGAAGAGGUUGAAAAACGAAAUCCCUACGCUUUCUUGCCCUUCAGUGCGGGUCCACGGAACUGUAUAGGACAUAAAUUUGCCAUCCUCGAAAUGAAAACCAUCAUCUCAAAGAUCCUGAGGCACUUUACACUGCAUCCUGUGGCUGGAAAGCAGGACAUCAAACCCUCCUUCCGAGUAACUCUCAGAGCUACUGGUGGACUGUGGAUCCGAAUGGAGAGGCGAGAUAAGAUCUGACUCUGUUUCAAAUGAGACCUCCAUUUCUUCCCCUUAAAAGUCCAAUAAGAACAUUUUCACACAUUUUUUUUUAAAUGUUUGUUUUUAUUUGCAAACUAUGAAUAAUUUGUGAACUGUAACUUAUUUGCAGUUAUAACUUAUUGUGUAGUUUCGACAAAAGCUCUACAUUUUAAAUUUAAAAAUUAUAUGCUGAGGGAUAAGAAGCAAGAAUCAAGAAAUGCACAGAAUUUUGGACGGGGAUUCUCUAAGGAACUGAUAGAUUGAAUGGAAUUUUAUAGUGCCAUUGAAUGUUGAAGGGUUUUCCUUCCUAAAAAAGAAUCACUCAGUAGAGAAAAAAUCAUCAUAUAUUUUACUCUUUUAGAUUUUUUUGUCAGACAAAAGAACGAAACUGUAACACUUAAAAAAAUGGUGAAUAAAAUACAGGACAUAGAAAAAAGGA